ACAAAUGGGUGCAGUAAUAUAGAGAUCUAGAAGGUGGAAUUCAAAAGUAAUCAGGAAAACCACAACAUGAUGUAAUAUGUCUGAGGUACAAACAGAUGUACACAUGGUUACUGAUGGGAGUAACAUUAUUGACAAAAGUUGAUAAAAUAGCCGCUCCUACACCAACUCUAUGACAAUCAACCACAUCCUGCAUUCCUUCAGAAGACCGAGAGCAGAUUUGUAUAGGGUAGUAUCAUAAAACUAAGUGUACCAAUAAGGCAGUGCCAGUAGCACAUUCUUACUAUGGAAAAAUGAAUAAGCAAACCCUUGUUCUAUCUGAUUUUGCGAUACUAGCACUGCACAUGUAUUUUAGAACAAUGGUUCCAGAGUGCUUGUGCAAACAAAUGUUAGGCGGUGGCCCUAUUUAAUCCUGAUUAAUCAAAAGCUACGAUUGGACAUAUCUCCAUAUCACAGCUGCCUAAUGGAACUGAUACCACAUCACCUGUUAAGAAAUGUGAUGAUCAGAGUAGAUAAAUACACCUACAUGACGUUUACUGAGGUCGACCGAUUAGUCACUGUACCGCAACACCUUCAUUAAUAUACAUAAAGUCACUCUCUGGAACCGAUUUCCUUGUUCGGACAAAUGACUGAUGUGUUUUUGGUUUUUGUUGUACUUUGUUUUUGUCUUCACCAAUGUGAGGGUACCCCGUCACAAUAUAAGUGCCAUAGUAAAAGUCAUUAUUAGAAGCUCUUGGCUUAGCUGAGUGUCCAAGAUAAAUUGAUGCUGACAAGGAGUAGUUGAAAGUUUAAAGGUAAAUUCUGGGUGGAUGCCAAAAGUGGCCACGCCUCUAGAUUAUGGCCAAGAGCUGAUUCUUGUACCCAGUCAAUAUCAGGGACCCACUGCAGGAGAGAGGUUGCCCAAAGCCUGCUGAACAUAAUUCCAUCGACAAAGUGCACGAUGGACUGAGUGGAAGAUCUGUUUUCUUACGCUCCCCAGUUUUUAAAGUUUCCCCCUGCAGUAUUUAAAGACAGACUUCUAAACUUCUAAAAUCCCAAGAAGCCGAUCAAAGCUGAACCCAUGGAUUGGAAGUUUCUCCAGGGUCUUCUCAGUGGAGUCAAUAAAUACUCCACUGUCUUCGGACGUAUCUGGCUCUCAGUGGUCUUCGUCUUCCGGGUGUUGGUCUUCGUGGUGGCUGCUGAACGAGUUUGGAGCGACGACCAGGGACACUUCGACUGCAACACCCGCCAGCCCGGUUGCACUAACAUCUGCUAUGAUUACUUCUUCCCCAUCUCCCACAUUCGCCUCUGGGCUCUCCAGCUAAUCUUCGUCACCUGCCCUUCCUUCAUGGUGGUGCUGCACGUGGCCUACAGGGAAGAACGUGAACGCAAAUACCGAGCCAAGCACGGCGAUGACACGCGGCUGUAUGACAACCCGGGCCAAAAGCAUGGAGGUCUGUGGUGGACUUACCUGUUGAGCCUCUUCAUCAAAACCAUCUUUGAGAUCACCUUUCUCUACUUGCUCCACUACAUCUACGACAGCUUCAAGUUGCCCAGGAAGGUCCAAUGUGAUGUCAAGCCCUGUCCUAAUUUGGUCGACUGCUACAUAGCCCGGCCCACUGAGAAGACCAUUUUCACCUACUUCAUGGUGGGGGCGUCCGUCUUGUGUGUGAUACUCAACAUCUGUGAGAUUUUCUAUCUGAUUGCUGCUCGGGUGGUUAAUCUCAGACAUCGAGGCACCGUCCACACCUCGUCUAGAAAGGUCCGCUCUGACAUGGACCACUGCAAGUCACCUCUUACAUAAACGCUGAAAACCCAGUAUAAACAACCAAUGUGUCUUUAUAUGCCUUAAAUUGAUUUAAUAGGGUAGUAAUUUUAUACAUAAUUUUAUAUCUAAUAUAAAUAUAUUGUACUUUGACACAAACAAUCCUGUGCACUAUGAUAAUAUGAAUUAUUCGUCAGCACCAAAGUAAAGCUGAAUAAUUUUGGAUGCUGUGUCAUGCAGAAAUUGAUUAUUAUUAUUGAAUGAAACGCUGAAGGACUGCUCAUAUUUAUGACAGACAUCAUGAUAAUGACAAAAAACUGACAUUAUUUGUAUGUAUUUCCUUAAAAAAACGAUUGUCAAAGCACUGAA
This is a messenger RNA of Larimichthys crocea (large yellow croaker), 2110 nucleotides long. RefSeq names its product gap junction beta-3 protein-like. Lineage: Eukaryota; Metazoa; Chordata; Actinopteri; Sciaenidae. The coding region runs from base 1058 to 1780 and encodes 240 amino acids. Gene Ontology annotation, biological process: cell-cell signaling. The transcript is spliced from 2 exons. Gene Ontology annotation, molecular function: gap junction channel activity. The record is from RefSeq and is a predicted model, not a curated record. Gene Ontology annotation, cellular component: connexin complex.